This is a messenger RNA of Acyrthosiphon pisum (pea aphid), 2940 nucleotides long. RefSeq names its product fatty acyl-CoA reductase wat. Gene Ontology annotation, molecular function: alcohol-forming very long-chain fatty acyl-CoA reductase (NADP+) activity. The record is from RefSeq and is a predicted model, not a curated record. Lineage: Eukaryota; Metazoa; Arthropoda; Insecta; Hemiptera; Aphididae. Gene Ontology annotation, biological process: long-chain fatty-acyl-CoA metabolic process. Gene Ontology annotation, cellular component: peroxisome. The coding region runs from base 166 to 1821 and encodes 551 amino acids. The transcript is spliced from 9 exons.
ACAACACCAGUAAUUCCUCAAUCCAGUUAGUGUGUCAAAGACUUGGGUUUGGACUCACGGCCAUUCCGUCGCGGUACUUCGUUCAAGUAGUUUCUAUCUGCGAGUGUCUGUUAUUCAUCGUCGAUCGUUGUUUUAAAAUAGUUAUUAAAUCUACAAUUCCACAAUAUGGCUCUCGAUUUACAUCGCAAGUACAUCGAGAAAAAACAAGAUAGUGCACCGUUGGUGCCUAUCAAAGAUAUAAUAAAUUCCAAAUACUACUUGGAUCCUCUGGAGCUUUUGGGUGAGCGGAGCUUCAACGAACCUCGAGAAAUCGAGGAGUCUGAAAUCGGAAGUCCGGUACAAGAGUUUUUCCGGGAUGGAGUCGUAUUUUUAACCGGUGGUACAGGUUUUAUGGGCAAGGUUUUAGUGGAAAAACUACUCAGAACAUGUCCUCACAUUAAACAUAUUUAUUUGCUGAUACGAUCUAAGAAAGGGAAAAACGUAGAUCAACGGUUGGAAGAUAUAUUUGAAGACAGGCUUUUCAAAAGAUUAAAACACGAGGUACCCAAGUAUUAUCAUAAGGUUUCUGGAGUAGCCGGUGACUGCAGUUUGCCGGGUCUAGGAUUAAGCGUGAGCAGUCGAAACACAUUGAUUAAUGAAGUGAAUAUAAUUUUCCACGGAGCAGCUACUGUGCGCUUUGAUGAACAUAUCCGUGUAGCUAUGAACAUAAAUGUUUCCGGGACAAGAGAAUUACUAAGUUUGGCCAGAAAAAUAACCAACUUAAAGGUCAUGGCACACGUUUCCACAGCAUACUCAAACUGUAAUCGAUUGCACGUCGAGGAAAAAUUUUACGAUCCUAUUGCUGACUAUGAAGAUGUUUUAAAAUUGAUUUCUUCUAACGACGAUCAAACGCUUCAAGAUAUGACCAAAGAAAUCAUUGGCGAUUUACCAAAUACUUAUGCUUUUACCAAAUCUUUGGCAGAAGAUGCCAUCCGAAGAGAAGCGCAAGAUCUUCCAAUAUUAGUGUUCCGUCCCACUGUUGUUAUUGCUACUUACCGAGAACCAGUAAGGGGUUGGAUAGAUAAUGUUUACGGCCCUACAGGACUUAUAGUUGGAGCUGGUACAGGAGUACUUCAUACGUACUUUGGCGAUUCUAAUAUAAUUACUGAUAUGAUUCCAGUUGACAUGGUUGUUAACGCACUUAUAUGUGCAACCAAAGAAACUGCAACAAAUAAUAAAGACGACGAAAUACCGAUAUACACGUGCUCAAGUGCAGCGCAAAAACCAAUUAAGUGGAAUGAUUUUAUUGAGAUGAACAGACGUCAUGGAAUUUACUGGCCCACGAUCCGAGCAAUCUGGUACUACUCGUUCUGGGCCACCAACAAUCCAUACUUUUAUGCAUUAUUAAACUUUUUUUGCCAUAUCGUACCCGGAUAUUUACUGGACACAUUAGCUGUUAUCGCUGGACAAAAACCAAUAUUGAUGAAAAUAUACAAGAAAAUUGAUAAAGUACGUGAUAUAUUAGCCUAUUUCUCUGAUAAAGAAUGGACGUUCACUAACGAUCGAGUACUGGCGUUAUGGAAAUCUCUUGAUAGUCAAGAUCAAGAUAUAUUCAAUUUUGACAUAAAUCAGUUAUCCUGGGAGUACUUUAGUCAGGCACAUUGUCUCGGCUUAAGAGUUUACCUGGUAAAAGAUGAUAUUCAUACAUUGCCUGCGGCGAGGAAAAAAUGGGAAAAAUUAUACAUUGCGCACACUGGUUUACAAGUAUUCGUGUACGCCUUCUUACUGUACUGUGCAUGGACUAUUACUUCCCUAAUUCUCAAAUUGACUGGUUUCUUGUAAAGAAAUUCUUGCUGAUUACAACAUGAUUACAUGACUGAUUACUAUUGGACUUGUUACCAACAAUUACCUAUUGAAAGUACUCGUAACUAUAAAAAUAUGUACAACUGUUUUAUGUGGUUUUCGAGGAACAUAUUAUUUCCUCGAAUGCAAUUCCUAAUUUGUUUACUCUUUUAUUGUUGAAUAUUUCAACAAUAUUGAGCUCCAUAUACCUAUGUUAUUACUUAUUAGUUAUUACUAAUAUUAGGUACCUACGCUUAUAUGAUCCGUUAGUUGUGACAGUGAAGUAUUUUUAGCUUAAUAAACGUACGUAAUUCUGUUUCUUAAAAAGUCACCGUUUCAGUUAAAUAUUGGUUGUCGUAUUCUUUAUUUGUUUACCUACAAUUAUUAGCUAGUUAUUUUUUUUUUUUUUUAAUUACCUAGUUUUAAAAUCAGAACGUUUAAUUAUAUUAUAAUCUAUCUUGAGUUUGUUUGUUUGUUUGUUUUUCACAAUUUUAAAUGUAAUAUACAAUAUGUAUACAUAUCUAAAUAAUAGUUAUAAAUUAGGUAUUAGGUUUAUUUUAUUUGUAUUAAAUUUCUUUUCAACGCGUAUAUAUAUUUCUUAAUCAAUAAUAUAAUUGCGUUAAAUUAUGUCAUAUUUUUUUUUAAAUGUUAUACCUAAAUUGUCGUCAAAGCAUAUCCAAUAUUUAAAAACCAUUAUACGAUGUCUACUAUGUUUAAACGUCGGUGGGUAAUUUGUAUUUUGUGUAAUAGAAAAUUAUACGUUAUAAAAUAUUUUUAGUAGGUAAUAUAAUAUUGUUUAAAAUUUAAAUAUCUUAUAAAACGUAUUAUAUUAACUAUUGAUUGAGUUAUGAUCUUAAUUUGUCGACAGUUAGGUACCUAUUUUUACUACACACACAUACACUUAUAUACUGUACAUUUAUAUACCUAUAGUCUUAUUAUACAUAAUAUGAAUACAACACUUCUAUAUAAUGUUAUAUUCAAGCGUGUAAUUUCGUAGAACUAUAAUGUCUUUACAUUGGAACAAUGUAACUUCUCAAAAGAUUUUGUAUUUUUACCAGGUUAUUACGUAUUUUAUUUUAUAAUUGUUUAACCAUGUGAAAAUUAUAUGUUUUUACUUUA